Messenger RNA from Symbiodinium necroappetens, 900 nucleotides. NCBI's taxonomy places the organism in Eukaryota, Dinophyceae, Suessiales, Symbiodiniaceae. The record is from the annotation of a GenBank genome assembly.
GAAAGAGAACUUCAGCGUUGGGCUGCACCUAGUAAUUGCGAUGGCGCCUUGGAGGAGCUUGUUCCAACUCAUAACAGUGAUAGUCACUGGGACCAGUUCAAAGCAAAUGCAGAGCUUUUCGGUUACGUCUCAACCUUCAAGGAAGACCUCUCUCAGUAUUCCACCAUCAUCGAUGUCGCCAAAGUGCCGGCCCAUGCACGCAAGAAGGCAGAACGCCUAGCCAGAGAGAUUGAAGUUCGUCACAGCAUCCGAGGCAGUGCUGACGAAGAAGCUGCAGGACGGGAUGAAGAGACCCAGUUUUCGGCUGUGACAGUGGAUAAUGCUGAUGCGCAAGAAGACGCUCCCACGGGCCGUGGACGAUCGAGUAACCAGAUUAAGGUUCAGGACAAGCCUCGAGAGGAGCGCGGCCUUCCUGCGAACGUGCAGACAGAAGCACAGAUGAAGGUCUCCGGCUCCUUUUUCCAUGUCGAGGGGGUUGGGCUGCUUGAUGAAAAUCUGGUCCGUUCCAAUCCAUGGAUGUUAGACCAGAGCUCAGCAAGAAACAUGCCAAUUGCUCCCGUGACGCCGGGCUUUCUGAGCACACAGCCGCAGAAUGCCGCAACUCCUCCAGUGGACUCCGGUCCGUCUGCAUCUCCGGUGCUUAGCACGGCGCCCGUGUGUACGCCACACAUGUCCUUUGCCAGGGUGCCGCAGGUCCUGCCAGCAGGUGCUGCCGUCAUGAUCGAUGGUCUGAUGACGUGUCCGAGCUUUAACGGCAUGAGUGUCAUCAUCGAUUCCUAUGACUCAGAGACCAACCGCUACAACGUGCAGUUGCCCAUGACGGACAACUUCGGUGUCAACCAGAUUGCCAAGAUCAGACCUGAAAACCUGAAGAUCUAUCCCACACCUCGGUGCCAGUGA